CUAGCUGGGUUUCACAUUCUAUUCAUCGUUCAUACACCAAUCAAAAGAAAGAAGAAAAACAGAGGAAAGGUGAAGAAAGGAGAUAAUGUCUGCUUAUGCCUUAUUAAAAUCUCUCUUCCUUCUCACCUUCUUCAUUGUAAGUUUGAGAGCUUCUGCUCAACUACAAGAUCCUACUUACGUCGGCCAUGUUUGCACUAACAGGAUAUCAAGAAACUCCACUUACUUCAAAAAUCUCGAAGUUCUGUUGUCCUCUCUUUCUUCUAACAACGCUUACUUCUCUUUGGGAUCUCAUAGUCUCACAAAGGGUCAAAACCCUGACAUGGUGUUCGGUCUUUAUCUCUGCAGAGGAGAUCUCUCGCCGGAAUUUUGUCGUGAGUGCAUCAUCUUUGCUGCUACAGAAAGUGGGAGUCGAUGUCCAGGUGGGAAAGAGUUCUUGAUUCAGUAUGACGAGUGCAUGCUUGGAUACUCAGACAGGAAUUUCAUGGAAACUGUAACCACAGCUACAAUAAUCACUUGGAACACUCAGAAUGUUACCCCGGACCAAUCUGUCCGGUUCAAUGGUGCAGUGGCUUCUCUAAUGAAAAAAUCUGCAGAGGAAGCUGCUAAUAGCAAUUCAAGCAAGAAAUUCGCGGUCGGGAAGUCGGAGUUCACUUCGUCAAUGUCUCUUUAUGCAUUGGUUCAGUGCAAUAUUGAUCUGAGUAGUGAAGACUGCUUAAGCUGUCUUCAAAAAUCCAUCCAAAAAUUAUAUUUCAACAAACUCGGAGGAAGGUUUCUUGUCCCGAGUUGUAACUCAAGGUACGAGACUUACCCUUUUUACAAUGAAACUUUAGAGGGAACUGUUCUUCCUCCGCCAGAUACGGCUCCUCUUCUGCCACCGGUUUCAGCUCCUCCAUUGCCGCCUGGAAAGGGGGAAAAAUCAACAGUGAUAACCAUAGCAAUUGUUGUGCCGGUCGCUAUCUCUGUUCUUCUCUUUGUAGCUGUUUUUAGCUUCUAUGUAAGAAAGAGAAAGAAGAAGCCUUAUGAUACAGGAGCUGCAAAUGAUGAAAGAGAUGAUGACAUUACAACUGCAGGGUCACUUCAGUUUGAUUUAAAGGUUAUUGAAGCUGCGACAGAUAAGUUUUCGAUAUUUAAUAAACUCGGUCAAGGUGGAUUUGGACAAGUUUACAAGGGAAUACUUCCUAAUGGAGUACAAGUUGCGGUAAAGAGACUAUCAAAAACAUCAGGACAAGGUGAAAAAGAGUUCAAGAACGAAGUUGUUGUUGUGGCAAAGCUUCAACAUAGAAAUCUUGUCAAGCUUCUUGGAUUUUGUUUGGAGAGAGAAGAGAAAAUACUUGUCUAUGAGUUUGUGCCUAAUAAAAGCCUUGAUUAUUUUUGUUUGGUAAACUCUAAUAUGCAGACUCAGCUGGACUGGACUACACGGUAUAAGAUCAUAGGAGGAAUUGCUAGAGGAAUUCUGUAUCUCCAUCAAGAUUCACGACUCACGAUCAUACAUCGAGACCUCAAAGCAGGUAACAUCCUUUUGGAUGCCGAUAUGAACCCGAAAGUUGCAGAUUUUGGAAUGGCGAGGAUUUUCGAAAUGGACCAAACAGAAGACAAUACGAGGCGAAUAGUUGGAACCUAUGGUUACAUGUCUCCCGAGUAUGCGAUGUACGGCCAAUUCUCAAUGAAAUCUGAUGUCUAUAGUUUUGGAGUAUUAGUUCUUGAGAUUAUAAGCGGGAGGAAGAACAGCAGCCUCUAUCAAAUGGAUACUAGUUUUGGAAACUUGGUUACAUAUACUUGGAGGCUAUGGAGUAACGGUUCGCCAUUAGAGCUCGUGGAUUCUUCAUUUCGAGAGAAUUUUCAAAGAGACGAAAUAAUUAGAUGCAUCCAUAUUGCCUUGUUAUGUGUCCAAGAAGAUAAUGAAAAUCGUCCAACCAUGUCAGCGAUCUCGAUCGCGCUAGCUGUACCAAAAGCACCUGGAUUUUUUUUCCGGAGUAAUCAUGAACAAGCAGGUCCAUCAAAGGAUAAAUCUUCUCUCUUUUCCAUUGAUGCUGCAUCUAUUACUACUGUAGUUCCUCGUUAAAUACAAAUUAGGAUAUAGGAUAAUUUGAGGUCACGGUGUGUAUGAAUGAAUUAAUCAAUGUUGAAGAAUAUAGAAAAUCCCUCGAGCAUUGACUCCAAUGAUAUUGUAUAUAUACGUCUAAUCCAUCUGUCCCCUCA
Molecule: messenger RNA, 2199 nt
Organism: Capsella rubella
Lineage: Eukaryota; Viridiplantae; Streptophyta; Magnoliopsida; Brassicales; Brassicaceae
Product: cysteine-rich receptor-like protein kinase 5
Exons: 7
Coding region: 86-2062 (658 amino acids)
Biological process (GO): protein phosphorylation
Molecular function (GO): ATP binding; protein kinase activity
Source: RefSeq, a predicted model, not a curated record